ACUCAUUGGAUCCUACCUCCUAAUAGGAACUCCUGGGACUAAAAUCCCCUACCCAUUGCAGAUAAAUGAUGCUGUGCAUGAUCUAAGCUGAGGACUAGAGAAGACUUACCUGGGAAUUUCCAUCAUGCUCCCAGUGGGGAUCAUCCUGCUCCUUUCACAUGCUGUUGACUUCUUAUCUGCGAACUCUACGGAACCAUUUGAUUGCAUUUUGGCUGAAGAGAAAUGUUUGCAAGAUUCUCGCUGCAAGGUCAGCUACCAUGCUUUCAAGAACUGCUCCCGCACAAAUGUCAUGGACCAAGUUAAUUCUGUAAAGUGUAAAGAAGCAGCUGAGGUUCUUUCCCAGAACUCUGUAAUGCAAUGCAAAUGUCAACGACGAAUGAAGAAGGAAGAGCAUUGUUUGAAUAUUUACUGGACUCUUCACCCAGACUAUGUUUAUGGUUACCUGGAUUCAUACAACUCUCCAUAUGUAGAUGAGAAAGUAGACAAGAAGGGGGCAGAUGAACAUGCUCAUCUGGCUGCUGAUCGUGCCCAAUAUAGAGAGACAAAUGGUUGCUUGAAGGAAGCAAAUAUUUGCAGUUCCAACCGCAAGUGCUUCAAAUUAAGGAGUGAUUAUGGAAUGCACUGUGCCAGAUCCUGUGACCGACAUAAAUGUCACCAUUAUCUCAGAGAAUUUUUUAAAAAAGUGCCGAUGGAAUUUACAAAGAGGCUUUUAUUUUGCGAGUGCAACCAGGAAAGUAACUGUGCAGAACGCAGACGACAAAAUAUUGUGCCUAAGUGUUCUUUUGAGGAAAAGGUCAAGAAAAACUGCUUGGAGCUCCGUGACACCUGUCUGAGUAAUAAUUUAUGCAAAUCACGUUUUCUUGACUACCUAAAACAUUGCCAACUCCUUAACAAAAAGACAGGCAGUUGCCCUCAAGAAAAUCACAGUCAGUGCAUACAGUCCUACAUGAGAAUGAUAGGUACUGUAAUGACCCCGAACUUCAUUAAUAACUCAACUAUGGAGAUAUCUCUGUGGUGCACUUGUGAAGGAAGUGGAGACCAGGAGGAUGACUGCAAGAACAUUCUCUCAAUGUUUACCUCUAACAAGUGUCUAAAAAGUGCAAUCAAGACGGAGAUUAACAACAGCGACGCAAUGGAUAUAGAUCCUAAACCGGCAGAUCCUUUUACAGACAAAGCAUGCACUCUGCCAGUUUUUCCUAUAAUUAAUGAGGCAAAAGGACAUACAAUGCAAGUCCUUCCUGUCAAGACAAAAGAGGCCUCGAAUUCAGCAUCUGGAGGUUCAUCUCUGCUUUUAACUUCGACAUUGCUGAUUACAACUUUGUUUAGCCUUUUGAAAGUCAUGUUAUCUAUAUGAGCUUAGAUGCACUGCAUCUAAGACCAACGCUACAGAACAAUCAUCAUGGACAUGCUGGUUUUUGCUCACUAUCUAGGUUGGGAAAGAAAAAACACAUGGACAAUUCAUCAGUACGUAAACUGUGUUUUCAGCCUUGUACUAUAUGACUGUUGAUGACUUGCAAAACAUGGUGAUCAACUGGCUUGUGUCAACAACUAACGGCCACCCACCACAAAGACUUGUGAAAAGCAAGACAUCUAGAGAAGGUGUGAAGUGCCCAUAUAUUGACUGUGGAUUGUUGUGGCCAGUAAACUGCAAUUACAGCUUGCUUUACAUUCACACUUGUGACUGGUAAUUCUACUAAAAGGAAGGUAUUGCAAAAUAAAUCUUUAUGGACACCAUGUUGACCUAAUAAAAACCAGGAUCCUGCUCUUCUGCUUGUGUAACUUAAGACUGUACUUCCUAAUAAUAUUAAUGUUAUACAUGU
Messenger RNA from Nanorana parkeri, 1820 nucleotides. Its product is annotated as GDNF family receptor alpha-2-like. The transcript is spliced from 8 exons. Gene Ontology annotation, cellular component: signaling receptor complex; external side of plasma membrane. The coding region runs from base 125 to 1354 and encodes 409 amino acids. Gene Ontology annotation, biological process: nervous system development. Gene Ontology annotation, molecular function: signaling receptor activity. Lineage: Eukaryota; Metazoa; Chordata; Amphibia; Anura; Dicroglossidae. The record is from RefSeq and is a predicted model, not a curated record.